UCUGUUACCUGAUAUAUAUCAUUAUUUUGAUUAUUCAAGAACAGAACCGUCAUCAUGCCCGGCCCUGCAGCUGGGGCAAAGCCUGAGAAGACUAUGUCUUCUCGACUUCUGACAAUGAAGUUUAUGCAGCGUGCUGCUGCCGGAAAGAAAGAUUCCCCAGGUGUAUCGGCAGAGGAGAGCCGUUCUCCCACACCGAAGCGCCCAAAACAUGCAGGCCGCGAUCAGCAACAGAGUCCUGCGGCGCCGAGGUCGUCUGAUCUCGAGGCCAUUUCUGCUGCGAUUGCCGCCGAGGAAGAUAAACGUCGAGAAGCCAUUGCCCGCCAGGCUGCCGAAGCGGGCGAAACAGAAUGGGUGCUGGACUUCCCGGAAACUGCAGAAUCGAGCUACCAACGUGCCCAGAGCCCUUUGGUCAUUGCUGCCGAUUCUCUAGAUGCCGAGGAUGAAGAUACAAUGCUUGGUGGGCGAAAAUGUUUCGGUAACUACCAGCGGAAAUCCAAGAAGACGCAGGAUGGCGGCGAGGCGGAUGAAGAGGGAGAAGAAGAUGGUGACGCCGAUCUGGCCGAUCCGUCUAACGUCGAAGCGAUGAUUCGGAGAGCCAAGGCGCAGGCGGCACAGAAGAACCAGACGAAAAAGCCACACAGGGAGGUCAAACUGUCGAAUCUCACUAGUAUAUCAGGUGGACGUCAGGCCCUCAUUGGAAGUAGCAAAUCCCAGAAGAAACGCAAGAACAGAUAAACCGAUCUCUUGGACUCAGUCAGAUACCGGCCUAUAUUUCCCUGAGAUUACAUGCGGCGUUACGGAUGAGCAUUGGCGUUUUGGUAUGGGCGUUUUGAGUAGGGAUCAAUAUUGCUUUCAUUAACCCUCUAGGGAACGAUCAACUUGGAGAUGCCAUCUUCUCUUAUCCAGAUCUGCACAUUGAAUAUGGUAUAUUACUUUAUGACCAAGACAUGCUUAUAGCAGCAUCGACGCCUCGUUGGCAGGAUAAUCAACGAUGGGAGGGUGGUCCUGCUUACUGUCGAAAGUCUUCGCGACAAUUCUUACCUGCAGAGGACAUGGGACACAGCCUGCGAAGCUGGCGGGGCGGAACACUGCUACUGAGAGCGGACAGUGCUGUCUACUUUCUCCCAGUCUUUUCGCCCAACAUAAUUAGUCACAUUUCAGUGGAGGGUUUAGAGAACGC
Molecule: messenger RNA, 1180 nt
Organism: Penicilliopsis zonata CBS 506.65
Lineage: Eukaryota; Fungi; Ascomycota; Eurotiomycetes; Eurotiales; Aspergillaceae
Exons: 3
Coding region: 55-735 (226 amino acids)
Source: RefSeq, a predicted model, not a curated record